GGAGCCGACGAGCAGUAUCAGCAUUCAUGUCCCAUCGCCACGACAGUGCCGAUGUCUAACGUGAUCUUUGGUAGUGUCCGUCCUAAGCAUAAUUGAGGUAGUAGCUAGCCAGCGAGUGAGGGUGAGGUGGCGACGAUGUCAUCAUCGGCGGUGGAGGCGGAGGUGGUCAUCGUGGGCGCCGGGAUCGCAGGGCUCGCGACCGCGCUGGCUCUGCGUCGGGCCGGCGUGGGCGGCGGCGUUCUGGUCCUGGAGCGGCACGCUGAGCUGCGCGCCACGGGCGCCGCGCUCACCAUCUUCCCCAGCGGCUGGUUCGCGCUCCGCGCGCUCGGCGUCGCGCACAAGCUCAUGUCCCGCUACGACGCCUACGAAACAUUUCAGGUGACCAAUCUUGAAAAUGGAGCAACUCAGGUGUUUCGCUUCGCCGGACGCAAAAACAGCGGUGAAAUCAAGGCGAGGCCGGCGGAUCGAAAGGCGCUGCUGGAAGCGCUCGCGGAGGAGCUCCCGCCGGGCACCAUCCGCUUCUCGUCCAAGCUCGUCUCCAUCAACAGUGAGACGGCCGGGGACGGUUCGCCGGACACCUCCGUUCUACGGCUAGACGACGGCACAGUGAUCCGAGCCAAGGUGCUGAUCGGAUGCGACGGGGUGUACUCGGUGGUGGCGCGGUGGCUAGGACUGUCGGAGCCGGUCACAUGCGGCCGGUCCGCCGUCCGCGGUCUCGCCGUCUACCCGGGCGGUCACGGCAUGAAGAAGGAGCUCCGGCAGUUCCUCACGGCGGGCCUCAGGGCCAGCAUGGUGCCCAUCAGCGAGACGGAAGUCUACUGGUUCCUCGUCAACAACACCGUCGCCGCAGCAGAGAAGGAAGCCGGCGCGGACCCGGCCAAGAUCCUGCGGGAGGUCACGGACAACCUGGGAGCGCGCAUGCCGGCGGAGUACCUGGACGUGGUGCGCCACUCCGACCACAAGAGCGUCUCGUGGGCUCCGCUGCUCUACCGGUCGCCCUGGGCCAUCUUGACGGGCCCGGUCGCUCGCGGGGCGGUCACGGUGGCCGGCGACGCGUUCCACCCCAUGACGCCGGACCUGGCGCAGGGCGGAUGCUCCGCGCUGGAGGACGCCGUGGUGCUCGCGCGUGCGCUGUCGCGGGCGGCCACGCCGGCGGAGGGGGUGGCGGCCUACGUGUCGGAGCGCCGUGGCCGGGCCGCCUGGCUGGUCGCCGGAGCCUACCUGUCGGGCUGGGUCCAGCAGGGCGGGAUCGACGCGCACGGCCUGCGCGGCCACAUUGUCAAGCUGUUCCGUGACUUGAUCUUUUACAGGUUCAUCUUCCCCAAGCUCGCCGAUACCUUGUGGUAUGAUUGCGGCGAUCUGCUGCCCACGCCAUCCAGAUCCAAGGACAAGGGCAAGAAGCACUCAGAGUGACAUCGGAGUAUUUGCUAAGCCACGGCAGACUUCGAAUUGAUUGUUACCGCGGUGUGUGUGAUUCUCAUUAUCGUUUCCAUAAAUAAUUCCUUCAUCCUUUGUACACCCUCCGUCACAGGUUAGAAGUGACGGUUAAAUUUACGUGAAUUUUCAUAAUAGAUACUUAUUCCGUUUCAUUUUA
This is a messenger RNA of Hordeum vulgare subsp. vulgare (domesticated barley), 1594 nucleotides long. RefSeq names its product monooxygenase 2-like. Bases 136 to 1413 code for a protein of 425 amino acids. The record is from RefSeq and is a predicted model, not a curated record. Gene Ontology annotation, molecular function: FAD binding. The transcript is spliced from 4 exons. NCBI's taxonomy places the organism in Eukaryota, Viridiplantae, Streptophyta, Magnoliopsida, Poales, Poaceae.